Spirometra erinaceieuropaei is the source of this 5772-nucleotide messenger RNA. NCBI's taxonomy places the organism in Eukaryota, Metazoa, Platyhelminthes, Cestoda, Diphyllobothriidea, Diphyllobothriidae. The record is from the annotation of a GenBank genome assembly.
AUGGUUGGCGCAUUUCCUUCACAUCCACGUACGUUUUCAGACGUAUCUUCAUCCGGCAGUCACUUUUUACUCCUAACUGGCGAAACAGCGAUCUAGUCUCCAGAAUCCUCUGAUUUUUGUAGGCUGAACUUUGCUUAGAAGUUACUGCUUAGUCCCUCAAAUUCUGGAAUCUGAGCGGAUGCUUGUUGAGCAAAUGUUCCCCACUCUUCAAAGCUGGGCGAACUAGACUUUGAAAAGGCAGGACAGAAGCGGAUAUACGUAGUCCUAGAUCGCCCGAAUCCCUCAUCUCAGUCAUUUAAGAUCUUUACGAACUUUUGAGAAUAAGCCUGCCAAUCGAACUUUUGAUGUUUUUGACUUUUCAGGUUGUCCUACAGGGUCGUGGUUUUGGGGAACAAAGUCAUCCCCUAAGAUGAUAGCAGGCUACGAUGAAAGUUUAUUUGGAUGAAUAAUAAAGAGAACUGGUGGAGAUACGAUGUUGAUAAAAUCGUAAUAAUAACGGUAUACAUUUUAGAGGUGUGCUGGGUGAUUGAAAAAACGGGCUCAAUAUGAGUGGUAACAAGCCAGAACUCCGAACAAUUGUUUGGUCUUCCAUCCUCAAGAGUGUAAAUGAGGAUGUCAUUAGCCGCACACGAGUGGAGACGAUGAAAUAAACCACGAAUUUUUGAUGAUCAGGUUCACUGUCCGUCAGAGAAGAUCAUACGGACUUGGCUAGAAUUUCCUCCACAAUAAACCGAAAGGUCUAUUAGAGGUUCGGUCUACGACUGCACCUCAGACAUAUUGGACCAAAACAAAUUGACUUCAUCGCUCACUUGAUAGGCACAUGAUGCCCAUAGCGAGCAUCACAGGUUUAUUACUUUUUGCACCGUAGAACUGAUCAUACCAACAGACCAAUGUAUUCGAGGGAUCAUUGAUAAGGACCCCAAGAGGAACUCGCCCGCCUUACGUGUUCAGACGAGUUGCUGUACCUUGCAGCCAAAAAUGUAAUGAAAAAAGUUGGGAGAACUUGCGGUUUUCAGGCAAAUUGACAGAAUGUAAGGUAGUGAGGGAAAGCUCUGCGGUAUGAGUGGUAAAUCCAGUGACAUGGGAGCUUUGGAAGGACUGAUGAGGAUUACGCAUGGUUUUGGGCGAUGGGAGAAACCGUAUAGAUUUAAGUGUGUGGGACGUACAAAAAAACAGCAUAGUGACAGCAGUAACAAGGCUGAUUAAAAUAAGCGCCGUCGAAUGUUUCAGACUGAGAUAUUUUUAACCAAUGAGUGAGGAUUUAUAACGGACGUUGACGGAAUAAAAAUACAAUCAGCAUAUAUUUCACGGAUUUGAUAUUUGUAAUGAAGACAUCGUCAUCCAAUACCGCUAGUGAAUGAGAUGCUGCAUUAUCAGUAAAAAUAAAUAAGUUGGUUUAUUGAGUACCCUUGGGGGUACUUUUAUAGCAAGUAAAAAUAAUUUCUCACUUUGAUUCUAGAACAAGUAAACAGGCUCUGUAGUAUUCAGUUCGGGCUUAUAGAACAAGCAGUCAGAUAUAAAAAUACGGUCAGCGGGCAGUGAAAAAACUGCUUCAUUAAAAAAAGACAGAACAAAUGUGAUUUGGUAACACUCAAAGGAGAACAAACUGCCGCUCAUAGGAGGGAAAAUCUGCGGGUCAGACAGGACUGGCUUGCAUUUGUUAAUUUAUAAGGGAUUCGGAAGGUUGCCAGCGUCAGUGUCGAAACGAAAGCAAACCGGACGUGAUCGGUCACAGUCUGCUUAAGUUCCAGCCGAGAAGUAGGCAUUAGAGGCUUAGGUGGUCAUCAGAGCGUACGGUGAGAUGCAACCAUCAUGCCUCCUUGCAGAGAGACCAACCUAUGAGUAUAUAGCCAAGACAGAGGAUCCCCUCGUGAGCGUCGACAGAUAGUAUUGGGUCGAAAUUAGGAGAUUUCAUAAAGAACCGCGAAAAUCAUCACUGCGGGGGAGGAGGGAUAACAGUAGACUUAGUAGCUAGUUAAAAACAGGGGUUGUAAAAAUGAAAGCGAACGUUUCCACGUGAUCUAUCAUUCCGUUCGGGAAUGAAACGGCCAAUGCUGACUUUAAAAUUUCAGGAGUCAGGUGUUUUCGUGAUUUAAAUUUGAAUACCGAUAAUUUAGGCGAUAACCUGAUUUCUGGGGGAAGAUUACUAUAAAAGAAGGCAUAGUUGGAUGCAAAAAGGAGGGAACGUUUAGAUGCAGAGCAAGGAGGCGGUGAAAUCAUCAUGGAUGAGUUACGCGUGGCAUUAGACCGAUCUCUAGGAUUAAGAGUGUAAAUGCAUGGAAGAUAAUGCUAGAGGCAUUACGAAAAAGGAGGCAAAGGCCAGCUUCGGGUCUUCUAAUCCAUAAAAACUUAAAGUUCGUUAGCUGACACCUUCGACUAUAAGAAAAGCUGGAUGCAGUUUGAGAGAAGAGUUUUCAGCAAAAAUACCCCAAACAUUUUCUAUUUUAUUACACUCACAGACGUUCAUUAAAUCAAAGAAAGGACAACAGUACUCGAGGACUGGGAAACAAACAUUUCAUCGAUUCUUAACUUCAUUUGCGGAAGCAAAAAAAUAUGUGAUAUGAACCCAUAUAUUUCUGCAACCUUGACAGGGAGUCAAUCUGCACGAGGUGAUAAAGCAAGAGUAUUUGUGUAACUUAAACAUAGGUCAUUUAUGGAGACGUAUUCUGAGAGUGGGCUAUUCUGAAAACUUAUGGGACCAGGAAUUUUGGCAGCACCCAAAAACAUGAAACUAGACUUUGAUGAUGAGAACUCCAUCUGCUUAAGCGUACUAAAUCGGCAUUAAAUUUUUUCAACACAAACAUUUGCCAUGUCCUUAGAAUAUGAGUAAGCAAACUUGAGGUCAUCGGCGUGGAUGAAGGUUUGCGAAUAUCAUUUAUGUAAAGGCGGAAGAGCAGCGGACACAGAACCGUGUCUUGAUGUGCGCCACUUGUGAUCGAGUGAGGUGUCGAGUAGCUAUUACUAACCAAAACUUUCUGAUAGUGGUUGGAUAGGUAGGACCGGAUGAGUCGAGCAGAGGAGUCGGAUGCCGAGAGGUGCCAAUUUUCCCAAAAGACAUCUAUCUGGCACCUUGUUGAGGGUUUUGCUUAGAGCGAAGUAGAUAACUACCACAGACUGCCGCUCAUUACGAAGAGAAGUGAUAGAAUUAAGAAAGGUUAAGGAACAAGUUUCGCAGACCCUGUCAGGUAAAAAUCUUAUCUGAUUAGAGAUAAGAAGGUGACAGAAAUUAAGAAUUUCAUUAAAAAUUAUCCUUUCGAGAAGUUUUUCCAGAGACGGUGUUUGUGUACGCCCCGAUAGUUACUAAAUUCGGACCGAGAUUCAGAAUUGAAGACAGGAAUGAUAAUUGGUGUUUUUCAUGUUUCAGGAAAGAAUCCUUUUGAAAUAUUAACCGAGAAUAAAUGACUGAGCAAUAUGGGAAAUUUCGAUGCCUGCUUAAUAAUCGAAUUUCGAGUCCCGUCCGUUCCUGAGCAGUGUGUUUUACAAACAACGUAUGUGUUUCUUUAUGAGAUCUGAGGAGACAUCGAUUGUACUCAGUGUCCUAUCUGAAAGUGAACGAAAGAUCGGGACUGGUUCGGACUCAGUAUUAAGGGGUUUUGCAAAGAAAGCACUAAACAACUUCGCCUUGUCAGUGUCAUCGAUGAGGAAUACUUUGCUAUCGUUUAGCAAGGGUGGAAUUCCGUGACCACACUCAACGGACGACCAAUAGCGGAAGAUUCUAGCGAUGAAUUCGGCAGGGUUUUGACUACUGAGGCAAACUAUUCUCUUUGUUUGUUUUUUUCGCGCUUGGCGCAAUUUUUAGAUCAUUUCAAAAUCUCUGUGAUUCUAUGAUGAGUGGAUAAACAAUUACUGGAUAGGUCACCCAGCUGCCGUCUCAACGUUUUUAGUCUUUUGUGAAGAAAAUGAGGAACAAGGGCAUCUGAACAACUAGACUUGAUUAUCUAGAAUAUCUUUGGAAACAUUGGGCAUGGCAUCACGAAGAAUGGUCGCAUCGCUACAGGAGAGGAAGCCAUACCAAUCCAAUAAUACAUUAUAGUUAUUUAUUUGGUCGUUAUCUACGCAAUGACAGUAUAGAUAAGUCCGAACCGUGCUUGUAUUUUUUGAAAAGGCGAGAGGUAAGCAAUAAUGAAUUAAUACGUCGUCACUAUCAAAGAGGCCCUUUUGGUAAAAAUAAGAUCUGAAAUGUGAUUAUCUCUUGAUGGAGAGCACACCAGAAGGGACCAGGUAGAAGAAUUAGCAAUAUCUUGGAAGGGCUGGAAUCUAGGUGGACAGGUAUUGGAAACCCAAUCUAGUUCAGUAAAGUUAAAAUCCCCACUUAUUAUUUUAACAUCGAAAGCAACUUCUGAAAUUAAUUUAAAGAUUUCACAGAGCUGGGAAUCAUCACCGGCUGAAGAAUUUGGGGGAUUGUAGAUACAGCCAAUAAUUGCCUUUCUUUGCGGCGAGAGAAUAACAAAUGCAAGGCAGAAGUUUCCCGUGAAUGAGGAACCAUCCAAGUAAUAGGGAGAGUGCUUUAGGUAGGAUUUAAGAUAAAGAAGACAACCGCCCCCCACGCCUAGUCGUGCGGUCUUGACGGUAAAAAUCGAAGUCGUCUAUGAGAAGGACAGAGUCAGGAAUUAGAGAAUGUGUCCAAGAUUCUGUUACACAUACAAGAUUGUCAAGAUUGGGUGUCAUUUCGACAACAGUGGGUGUGAUUUGGGCCAUCUUUUUAUAACACACCUGGCAUUCAAUAAUAUAACAGCUAAUGUGUUCCGAACAACAAGGCUAUUGUCGAUGGUAUUUAAAAGAAAGAAAUUUGAAGGCGGAUAUUUUAGCUGUGAAUUAAUUAUGCUUGGAGAAUAAGAACCAGCUAGCCUAGAGUCAUUGACGUUUGAGGGCUCAACAAGGGAAGGCUGGGCGGCAGACCUAAAGGAUUUGUGGAUAUAGUUUUCAAGCAUUGGAAUGCUAGGGGAGUUAGAACACGGAAAGGAUUGUUGGUAGUCAAAUUGUGGAGGAGAGGGAGGAAUGGGAGGGAGCCUAGAAGGAAAGAAGAGGCUGUUGGGGGAGGGAAGGCAGCUAUGGGAGCAAAACGGGUGGGAAACCACGUCUAGGUUCGAAUUCAAAUCACUUAGGUUGACUUACCUGAGAGCAAUUGACCUUAAGUAGCGGGAAGCCUGAACUAGGUUGGGACAUAAUGACUUAGGGCAAUUGACGUGUGAAUUAUUUGCUGGAUAUAUAGUAGGGCUUUGGUAUGUAACCGGUAGGCAGGAUAGAGAAUUAUUUGGGGAUAUAAUUGGAGCUGAGUGGUUUGUAGACGUGCUGGGUUUUAAAGACUUGGUAGAUCUAAGAGAAGACGGCGUACCCCUAAAUGGAACUGUACUACCAUUCUUUUGGGUCGGAGUCUGAUUCAGUUUUGUAGUAUUACCGUUCUGACGCCAGGUCACAUGGGAUUUAACUGUAGAGCUUGCAGGACCCCGUUGAAAUGGGGAAGUUAUCGGUCUAGGUGAUGUAGACGGAUUUUCAUGCGUCCUAGGGGGGCUAUCUGGAGGAUUAGGGACGAUAACUGGGGCUGCUGCUGCUGCUGCUGAUGAUGAUGAUGAUGAUGAUGAUGAUGAUGAUGAUGAUGAUGAUGAUGAUGAUGAUGAUGAUGAUGAUGAUGAUGAUGAUGAUGAUGAUGAUGAUGAUGAUGAUGAUGAUGAUGAUGAUGAUGAUGAUGAUGAUGAUGAUGAAAACGAAUUAACUAAGCCGGGUGGAUUUUUGCGAUGGGAGGACAAGCUUUUUGCAUCGGCUAUUUUGUAG